AUGAGCUCGCCGACAUGGCCGAGCACAGUGGUGCCUGCUCAGCUCAGCUUUCUGGCCAUAUACAAUCCGUCRCUAGGCCCGACUGACGAGACCUUUGCCGAUCAGCUCGUCUUCUACUAUUCGCGUCAACACCAUGAAGACCGAGUCGCCGCCAAAAAGUCCAAGAGGGUGGAUUCUGCCGGUGGGGAUGCGCUGCGGGAAGAGACGAACGAGCAGCUGCGGCAAAUAGGAUUGGCGCAAGGAAUGGUCGACUUUGCGCGGAGCUUCUCUGAUGGCGUACCAGUCGAUUCCAUAGACACCGAAAAGUCACGCAUCGUGUUGCAUGAGCUGGAGCCCGGCUGGUGGAUACUGGCGUCUAUCGAUCUCACGCGUCUUCCAGCCGCAGCCACAUCAUCUCCGGAAAGUGUAAAGAAGGGUGCCGACAAGAGUGAUGCCGGUCCUUCAAUCGAAUACUCGUCACGCGAGGUCAGCCCACCCGCACUGCUUCUCCAACAAAUGUUCCAAGCAUAUCACAUCUUCAUGCUACAUCACGGCCAGAGCAUUACCGACCUUUUCAUCCGCGUGUCGAGAGAGAGGUUCUGCAGCACUCUGGACAGAUUCUGGACUCGCUUUUGUAGAAAGUGGGAUGUCUUGUUGCACGGCAAUCCCGCUGCUGACAUCUUCAAUGGCAUCAAACUCUCAGGUGGUGGUGAGCUUGGGAUGGGAGUGGGCGAGGAGGAAUGGGGCAGUGGCGAGAGAGAUGUGCUGGAAGACAUUGCGCGCCGCACAGAAGGCCUGAUAGAUCUGGUCGUCUCAAGGUUUGGAGAUCCCGCGCCUUCAAAGGAAGAGACAUCAUACGGCGAGAGCGAACUACUACCUUGGAUGGGUAGCGGUAGUCACCCGACCGCAUCCGAUGGAGUCAUCUUCAGUGGCAUUAAUGCCAUCACUCGUCCUUCUUUGAGGUCAAUUGCGCUGUGGAUGGAACACAUUUACGCAUAUGGUGAAUAUGCAUACGGAGUCCGUGACAAUCCACUGCGUGAGCGAAGGAAGCGGAAGCGACGAACUCCGCCGAAUCCUGUCGCCAAACCCGCGUCGAAUGACACAAUUCCCCAGACUACACCCAAACCAGCCCCGGAGGUCGCCGCCAAAGACUAUGGCCUCGUCGCACACCAACGACAGACUUCAGAUGCAGCCUCCCGCAGAUCGGAAUACCAACCURCUCACCCUGGUAUCCCUCCGCCAAUUGUCUCACAAGCGGAGCAGUCUCUUGCGAAGGCUUCGAAGAAAGCGGAUUCGCAUGCGGAACAGUUUCAAGCACAAGCACAAGCACAAGCACCAGACUCUGGAACAACCAUGGGUAUUCCUGAUCAGUACAUGAAAUAUCUCACCUUUGGCCUGAGUACUCUUGCCAAACCGAGCCAGCAAGAAAGGCCCGAACUACCAAAGCGAGCAUCAACCUCGAGUUCAAAGACGAUGACAACUCAACGUUAUGCGGCAAGCUCGAAGAUGCCAAGUCCGGAUGAAGGUGACGAAGUUGACCCCAUGUUAACUGAGAUGGAUCCUAUGCCAGAUGGUGAAACCUUGGAAGCGAAGAUUGCGAAACAGAAGCGCAGUGAGGAGCAAGGCCAGUUCUUAAUAGGAAUGCGUGGGGAGCUCAAUAAUAUUGAGGAAGAUUCCGGAGCAGGCAAAGAAGACGACGAGGAUGAUGACUCCAACGGGCUUCGAAACGUCCUCAGAACACUUUCAGUCGAACUCGACGUGGCAUCACUGAACGAGGAGGAUCCGACUGAGCUGCAGCAGAAAUUGAGCGAAGCUGGUCUAUCGCGAGGGCGAGACGAUCCGGCAAACUUCCGGCGACUGCGAGUGCUCGUCUAUGUCCACCGACCAUUUAUAUAUUGCUUCCUGUUCGAGAAUCAAACCCCGUCGCUGAGCAUGGCAAAGUUCUACCAAGAGAUGCAUCGUAAUCUUUUGCCAAUCUACAAGAGCCUGCUUACAUCAACCAGCGCAGCGAGAGUUGCUGAGCGGAUCCAGGACACUCAGACCAGCGACACAGCGAGCGUGACGAGCAACAGCAGGAAGAACGUUGAACCAACACCCAUCUAUGAUCUCAUCUAUGACCCCAUUCUCAUGACAGUCCACACCAGUAUACCGAGUAUACCCGCACCCGGAACACCGGCAGCAGAAGGCAUUGUACCUGGCACAAAAGGUAGCGGAAUCAAUCAUCCAUCCGCGUGGACGCGAAUUGAAUCCUUGAACGUGCACUCGCAGAUUCUCAACACCCUUUCCAGCGUCAAACGAAAUCCGAAUGAGUAUGAGCGCACCAGUAAGACUAGUCGCGGUUGGUGGGUCGUGUGGAUGAAGCUUCCGCCUUCCUCGGGAGAUGCUCACUCAGAGGAUGAAGGUCAAGAAGCAGAAGGACUGCCCCUCGAGCAUGUCGAUUCGGACGAAACGAUCAAUCCUCCCCCAUCUGCUACGGCAAGCAGCGCGACUACCUUUGCGCAGGGUGAGCCGAAGACGGAGUUGAACCGGGUGGCGAUCUUGGUGCGGAAGGCUCAUGACGCGGUGCCUGCUGCUCCGAAGAAUACAAGUCUGGCGAUGAGCAGUAUGUGGAACUCACUCGGUUUGAGGAGUAAUGCAACUGCGGACGCGAUUACGGGCGGCGCGAGCGCUGGGUGGGGCCCUCAAGCCCUGGCCGGAGGAAUUGGCAUCGAUGCGAGGAAGUAUGUUGAGGGGUUGUUGAGUCUGGGAAGAUAG
Messenger RNA from Ramularia collo-cygni, 2733 nucleotides. RefSeq lists its product as uncharacterized. Bases 1 to 2733 code for a protein of 910 amino acids. The record is from RefSeq and is a predicted model, not a curated record. Gene Ontology annotation, biological process: vesicle-mediated transport. Gene Ontology annotation, cellular component: Mon1-Ccz1 complex; intracellular membrane-bounded organelle. Lineage: Eukaryota; Fungi; Ascomycota; Dothideomycetes; Mycosphaerellales; Mycosphaerellaceae. The transcript is spliced from 3 exons.